Molecule: messenger RNA, 2307 nt
Organism: Closterium sp. Naga37s-1
Lineage: Eukaryota; Viridiplantae; Streptophyta; Zygnematophyceae; Desmidiales; Closteriaceae
Source: the annotation of a GenBank genome assembly
AUGUCAGCCGCUGCCAUGUUGACAUGCGCGUCGCUUCACCCGCCCAGCUGCGCGCGGCUAUCGAGCCCGCAAUCAGGCGUCGCGGGUGAAGCAGCCCAGCCGCUGCUACUGCGCGUUCGCUUCAGAAGCACAGCACUCGCGCGAUCAAACGCAGUGCGAGCAGGAUCGGUGCGCGCGGCGGUGGAGGCGGUGCCGACGCCGGAGACGCCGUCGUCGGAGGCGAAGAAGUUUCGGCCGGGCGAGAAGAAAGGGUUCAUCGAGGAGAUGCGCAUCCGCGCCAUGAAGCUUCACACCAAGGAUCAGGCGAAGGAGGGCGAGGAGGAGACCAAGGAGCGGCCGCUGGCCAAGUGGGAGCCGUCUAAGGAGGGGCUCGUGCAGUUCCUCGUGGACAGCAAGGCCGUCUUCGACGCCAUGGAGACCGUCGUCCGCGAUAGCGACUUGCACGUCUACCGCAAGUUCCUCAACACAGGUCUGGAGCGCAGCGACGCAUUGGCAAAGGACCUCGCAUGGUUUGAGUCGCAGGGCUUUAAGAUUCCGCCGCCCGACGAGGCAGGGUCCUCGUACGCCAAGUACCUUGCUGAGCUGGCGCGCUCCGAUACGCCCGCCUUCAUCUGCCAUUUCUACAACGUCUACUUCGCGCACUCCGCUGGCGGUCGCAUGAUCGGUCGCAAGGUGGGUCGCACGAUCGCAUGUGUCGGAGAUGCUGCUGGAGGGGCGAGAGAUGGCGUUCUACCAGUGGGAUGGGACCCAGAGGUGUCGGAGAUGCUGCUGGAGGGGCGAGAGAUGGUGUUCGACCAGUGGGAGGGUGUCGGAGAUGCUGCUGGAGGGGCGGGAGAUGGCGUUCUACCAGUGGGAGGGCGAGCUGCCGGAUCUGCUGGCGGCCGUCAGAGAGAAGCUCAACGAGGUGGCGGAGGACUGGACAAGGGAGCAGAAGGACCAUUGCUUAGAGGAGACAGAGAACCCAUCACACUGAACCCGGCCUUCUACUACCCAUCGCUUCCAAUGCCUCCGCCUGCCAUUGCCCUUCCUCCUGACGCCCGUCGCACUCCGUCGCGCAACAGUCGCACGGCCAGGCGACGUCGCGUACCCUCAAGCGAUGGGGCUUCGCCGGCGGUAGGGUCCCACGGCGGCGCAGGUCGCAAGGGAGUCGCGCCCGUGAACGGGGGAGCGGGUAGGCUUGAUGCUGUCGGGGGAGAGGCGGAGCGGGCGCACGAAGGCGCAAGAACCGCGCGGGUAGGGGAAGCUGCGGAAGCGGAGGGCGGAAGCGUCAGGAAGAGAUUGCGCGGUGCAGGGCAUGCGACGGGGGAAGGACGGGCGAGGAAUGAGGGGGGCGCGGAGGGGAGCGGGGCGGGGCGGUCGGACGUGUCUCAGUUCCUGCGGUCGUGGGUGUGGAAGCGCGAGGGCAACAUUCUCCCCGCGCCUCUCCCAUCGCAUCCCCGUAUUCCCCCCUUCUCGCCCCCGCGCCCCCUUCUCUCCUCGCCCCCUCGCCCCCUCGCCCUCCCCUCCCCUCGCUCCUCCGUGGCGGGCAAGUACCUGGAGCGCCACGCUCACCUGGUGCACGGCAAGACGUGCAUCGAACUCGGUGCUGGCUGCGGCCUGCUCGGCACAACGCUAGCAGUGCUGGGAGCACGUACAGUGGUGGUGACGGACAUGCCAGGCAACCUGCCGCUGCUGCACCGCAACGUGCAGGCUAAUGCACUGCACCACGCCGUGCACGUGCAGCCGCUGCGCUGGGGGAACACUCAGGACGCUUGCGCACUCUCAGUACCCGCCUCCGCCUCCUCCUCCUCUGCUUCCCCCACUCCCUGCUCCACAUCCCAUGAACCAACCAUUUCCUCAACAGACGUGGUGUACGACCAUGGGGCAGUGCCACCGCUUGUAACCACGCUCGCCAUGCUCUGCGCCCCGCACUCCUCCGUGCUCCUUGCCCACGGCCGCAACCGCCAGGCGCUGCCGGAGUUCCUCAGGCUGGCGGGGGAGCGGUUUCGGGUGAAGGCAGUGGCGUGGGAGGACCUGGAUGAGACGUACCGGUGUGAGGACGUGCAGUGCUGCGCUCCCUGCACUCCUCUGUCCGCAUGGCUCAUGGGUGCGUGCAACCGGCACGCGCUGCCAGAGUUCCUCCCCAAGGUGAUGACAGAGCGGGUUUGGGUGAGGCGUCACGUCACGGUGCUGCGCUCCCUGCACUCCUCUGUCCGCAUGGGUCACGGGUGCAACCGCCAGGCGCUGCCAGAGUUACUCAAGGUGAUGCAGGAGCGGGUUUGGGUGAGGGCGGUGGCGUGGGAUGACCUGCAUGAGACUUACCAGUGA